Molecule: messenger RNA, 711 nt
Organism: Acanthosepion pharaonis
Lineage: Eukaryota; Metazoa; Mollusca; Cephalopoda; Sepiida; Sepiidae
Source: the annotation of a GenBank genome assembly
AUGCAUUUUGACAGAUGUGAACUAGAUUUCUCGUUAUAUAUUACCCAUAUAAUUUUCAAUUAUCUAUCUAUCUAUCUAUCUAUCUAUCUAUCUAUCUAUCUAUCUAUCUAUCUAUCUAUCUAUCUGUUUACAGUAAUCUCCAAAAGAUGUCAUCCUGAUCUAUCCCAUUCACUUCUUUCUUUCUUUCUUUCUUUCUUUCUUUCUUUUUAUCUAUCUAUCUAUCUAUCUAUCUAUCUAUCUAUCUAUCUAUCUAUCUAUCUAAAUCCCUUCUUUAUUCAGUUAUCUAUCUAUCUAUCUAUCUAUCUAUCUAUCUAUCUAUCUAUCUAUCUACAUCACUUCUUUCUUUCUUUCUUUCUUUCUUUCUUUCUUUCUUUCUUUCUUUCUUCUUUCUUUCUUUCUAAACUAAGCACCAAAAGAUGUCAUCGUGAUCUAUCUAUCUAUCUAUCUAUCUAUCUAUCUAUCUAUCUAUCUAUCUAUCUAUCCUUAAAAAUAUUCACUCGUGUACGAUCUGUUUUUCUUAUUCACGAUAAUCACUUCCGUUCUUCUUGCUUGGUAGAGGUGGUCAAUUUGCACAGUUCCCGCCCUAUUACAGUUGCCACCCAGUCAUGCAUUCUUCUGUGUUCAGUUUCCGAUAUUCACUGCUUAUGUGGCUUACGGUUUCAUUUCUUUUUACGCAGAGGCGGUAUCUGUUAUAUUUCUGGGUGUUGUUAA